Molecule: messenger RNA, 4409 nt
Organism: Meleagris gallopavo (turkey)
Lineage: Eukaryota; Metazoa; Chordata; Aves; Galliformes; Phasianidae
Source: RefSeq, a predicted model, not a curated record
AGCUUGUUGCUGUGGAGCACCUUGUCCGAUGUGUCAGUCUUUUGAUUGGUGUUCUUGGCUGCUAUUGCUACACUGGUGUAUUUACAGAAGAGGAUGCAUGUAAAUCAGAGUUGUUUCAAAAAGCUAAGUCCCUCAUUCAUUACGUUGGAGAAAGCAUUUCUAACUCAAGCAAAAAACUAAAUGAAGACGCCCAGAUCAGCUCACUGAGAACUUUGAUAAUGCAGUGUACAAAGUGUUUAUGCAAUUGUACCAAGAACAGUGCUAAUAAGAUGGUGUCUAAUUUAUUCCUGCGUUUGUUAACAUCAAAAUUUAUUAAUGAUCUUCUAGAUAUUUGCAAAAAUCUGAUGACUUUUACUGGAAAACCAAGUGAAUUAGGAGAAGUAGACCUAGUGGGGAAUGACCCUGAGGAGAGUAUAAUGGAAGCAGAUAACCAGGUAUCUGAUGAUCUAUUUGAUGAUCACUCAGUGACUGAUGUCAGUGAUACAAAUGAGUCUGGUGAGAUGCAAAAUGUAACAGGUGCUGUGAGCCCAUUAGCUGAAGAACAGUUGACAAAGCAGGAUUUACUUCACCUUGAAAUUCUGAGAUUCUUAUGUAUUUGUGCAACUACUGUCCAAAUUCAGACAGUGAGCUUUCGAGCCUCUGAUAUACAAAGGAAGCUGUUAAUGCUCAUCGAUGGCAGCAUCUUUGAUAGUGCUAAGCCAUUGCAUCUGCACAUGUACUUGUUGCUCUUGAAGGAGCUCCCUGUUGAAGAAAACCUGCUGCCUGUGGAUGAAGUUCUUAAGCUUCUUAUACCUCUUUCUGAUGUAUGUUCUUUGUACCGCCGAGACCAAGAUGUUUGCAAAGAAAUUCUAAGUAAUUUGCUACCAAUAGCAGUAAGUUUGGCCCAGUCCAGUGCACAUAGUGAAGAAACAAGGAUUGCACAAGGGCGAUUUUUGACAGUUGUUGGAGCCUUUUGGAAGUUAGCUCAAGGAAAGAGAUGCACAGCACCAGUAAGAGUGGCACUUUUAAACUGCAUGAAAGCCCUGCUUGAGGCCGAUCCUUAUUCGAAGUGGGCUAUCCUUAAUGUAAAAAAUGAAGAUCUUCCUGUGAGUGAGGUUUUCCCACAUUUUCUCGCAGACAGUCACCAUCAAGUUUCUAUUCUUGCUGCAAAGUCAAUUACCAGUUUGUUUCAAGAUGUGAAACAGAGAGAUUCUUCUGGAUUGUCAAAACCUCUUCCCUUGGAGCUCCAGCAAAAGGCUUUUGAGAAUGUAUAUCUCAGGGUUCAGGAAGGAAUGGGAAAUCUGUUCAGUGAUGAUGCAAAUCCUGAAGAUGUUUUGGACAAACAAUGUAAUAGGAAAGCAGUUUUGUUGAUGCUUAUAACCAUGGUUCUGUGCUGCAGUCCUGUAUGUGAAAAGCAAGCUUUGUUUGCUAUUUGCCAGUCUGUGAAAGAGAAUGGAUUAGAACCUCACCUUGUGAAAAAGGUUUUGAAGAAAGUAUCUGACAUCUUUGGCUAUAAGAAUAUAGAAGACUUCAUGACAUCACACUUAGACUAUUUGGUGGUGGAGUGGCUGAAAAUAAAGGACAGUGGAUAUAGCUUGUCUGCCUUUCCUUAUGUUCUUCUGAACUACACCGAUCUUGAGGAAUUUUACAGGUCUUGUUAUAAAGUUUUGGUUCCACACCUGGUGAUUAGAAGUCAGUUUGAAGACGUGAAAUCACUUGCUAGCAAGAUUGGAAAAGACUGGAGGCAAGUUCUGGCAGACUGUUUUCCCAAGAUACUUGUGAACAUCCUCCCACAUUUUGCCUAUGAAAGCCACGGUCAGAGGGAAGUAGCAGAGCAAAGAGAGACAGCUUCUAAAGUCUACGAUGUGCUCAAGGAUGAAAACUGCUUAGGGAAACAGCAAAUCGACAGUUUAUCUCAUAAUAAUUUAUCAGAGAUUGUGGUUGAACUUCUGAUGACUUUACAUGAACCACCUAACGCUAAGGCAGAAGAAGGAUCUCAUCUCAGUAAAUAUGUUAGGGAAUUGGAUCCUGUUCCUAAUCCUCCUCAUUUUCCUUCUUAUGUGAUUAAGGCAACCUUGGAUCAUAUUAGCAACUGUCAUAAAAGUAAACUAAAAAGUCUCAUUGCAGUUCUUUCUAAAAGCCCUGAUUCUUUCCAGAAAAUUCUGCUAGCCCUUUGUAAGCAUGCAUCAGAUACAAACAAUAUUUACAAGAAGCACAGAGUUCUCAUAAUUUAUCACUUCUUUGUUAGUCUGUUACUCAAAGAAAUAAAAGAUGGUUUAGGAGGAGCAUGGGCUUUUGUCCUCCGAGACGUGAUUUAUACCCUGAUUCACCACAUCAGCAGCAGACCCCCUGUCUUUAGAGAUAUAUCCAUGCGCAGCUUGUCACUCUGUUGUGAUCUUCUUCAGCGUGUUUGCCACACAGCAGUGACAUGUUGCAAUGAUGCUCUGGAGAGCCACCUUCACGUUAUUGUAGGAACACUCAUACCUCUUGCUGUGGACCAGCCUAAGAUUCAGCCACAGAUCUUAGGCUUGUUGAAGUACCUGGUAAUAGACAAUAAGGAUAAUGAAUAUCUCUACCAAGCAAUCAAACGCUUAGAUCCUUUUCCUGAAUAUCCUGCUUUUGAAGAGUUGCGAACAACUCAACUGAAGAUAAAAUACAGUAAAGGGCCAUAUUCUCUUUUGGAGGAAAUUAAUCGCUUUCUGUCAGUUAGUGUUUGUGAUUCACUGCCCUUAACACGACUUGAAGGACUGUAUGAUUUACGUAAACAGUUGGAACAAUAUAAGGACCAGAUGAAGGACCUCCUGAAGAUUUUUCAGGAAAAACCAGAAGAUUCUGUAAUGGUGAAGCUCGUGGUGAGCUUACUGCAGCUGUCAAAGAUGGCAGUUAAUCAUGCAGGUGAAAAAGCAGUGCUGGAGGCUGUUGGAAGUUGCUUGGGAGAAAUAGGCCCCAUGGAUUUCUCCACCAUCGCUCUUCAGCAUGCUGAAAAUGCACUGGAUUCUAAAGCAGUGGACUUGCUUGAAGAUAGAAAGCUUCAGUGGGUCUUCAUAAUGUUAACACAAAUAAAUACUGCUUUAACAGAUAAUUGUAUUGAUGUUAGAUCUGCUGCUGUUUCCUGUUUGAAAAACAUAUUAGCCACCAAUUCUGGCAGUGAAUUUUGGGAAGUUUAUAAAAAUAAAGGUGAUCCCAUGUUAAUCUAUCUACAGCCUUUCAGAAUGUCCAAGAAGAAGGUUUUGGCAAUGCCAGCUAAUGAUUCAGAGGCUUCUUCAGAAACUUUGGAUGACACAAACCUGUGGAUUCCUCUGGGAGAAAGUCAUGAAACCUGGAUCAAGAACUUAACCCGUUCAAUACUGGACAGUGGAGGUGUACAAAAUGAAGUUCUCCAGUUAAUGAAGCCACUGUGUGAGGUGAAAACGGACUUGAGUCAAACUUUGCUUCCGUACCUGAUUCAUGAUAUCCUUCUUCAUGAUUCAAACGAAUCUUGGCGAAAUAUUUUGUCGGUUCACGUACGGAAGUUUUUUACUGCCUGUUGCAGAUUUGCCUCAUCUAGUAGAUCUGCUACACCACCAAAUUCUGACUCAGAGCAAGAAACCCAUGUGCUUAGAAGUUUGGAUAAAGUAUCUCGACGAACCAUGCUUGCUGUUGUUGAUUACUUAAGGAGGCAAAAAAGGUCUGUUUCAGGUACAGUUUUUGAUGACAGCUUCUGGCUAGAUCUGAAUUAUCUUGAGGUUGCUGUAGCAGCACAGUCUUGUGCUGCCCACUUCACAGCCCUGCUCUAUGCAGAAAUCUACGCAGACAAGAUAAAUAUAGACAAACAGCAAGAAAGGUCUUCUUUUAAAGCAGCUAAAAGUUUGACAUUUGAAGAAGAAAGUGAAAAAUCAGCUAUUGCUAUUUUGAAUGAAAAAAGUAAAGAAACUGGCAUAAGUUUACAGGACCUUCUCAUGGACAUAUAUAAAAGUAUUGGAGAGCCUGACAGUCUCUAUGGUUGUGGUGGAGGAAGAAUGUUACAGCCAUUAGCACGGAUAAGAACAUAUGAGCAUGAAGCAGUAUGGGAUAAAGCUCUUCUAACAUACGACCUUGAGGCAACCCUCUCUCCAUCUACUCGCCAAGCAGGGAUAAUUGAGGCUUUGCAGAAUUUUGGGCUUUGCCACACUCUUUCCAUGUAUUUAAAAGGACUGGAACAUGAAAACACUGAGUGGUGUGCAGAACUACAGGAAAUACGCUACCAGGCAGCAUGGAGGAAUAUGCAGUGGGACAGCAUCUCAUCUGUCAAGUAAAUCAACUUAUUUUUCAGUUUCUUGACUGAAAGACAGUGGUUUCGGUUCCAAGCAAACAGAAGACGUUAGAAUAUAAUUUCUGUGAUGAAGGUCACCUACUUUAUUUUAAUCAUUGAACUAAAAUGCCAUUAUGCUCUUAGACUUAUUUUAUACAUA